UGUCAUGAGAUGGAAGAUAAACUAUCAUACGGCACGCAGUCGGUAUUACAGCAUCGUCCAUUCCAGACGAGAGAAGCCGAAGGCCCUGCUCCAAAGUACACAAUGACGAAACCGAUGGGUAAUCACGCGCUUUACCGCGAGAUUGACUUGAACAGUUGGACCCGAGUUGGCAGUCUGUUUAUAAGCAGUGUUGGUGCCUACAGCUGGUGACGUCGUGGCAAUAAGAAACGGCGUCAUGUUUAGAAAAACCGUUCUGGUGUCUUGUCGACUCGCGGGAAGACGUUUCCGCAGCUCGGUUGUGGCUCCGUCGACCACCGACGCUUACGUCGCCGAGGAAGUUCAGAAGUUUUGCACAGAGACCCCCGUCGAACGUGCGACAACUCCCCCUUCAAGUUGGUUCACAGACCCUGCGAUCUAUGGACUCGAGAAGAGGACCGUUUUCAAGUGGAACUGGGUUGCUGUAGGCAGAACAGACCAGGUAGCCUCACCGGGACAAUACUUUACAGGGGUUGUCGGGGACGAACCUUUCCUUGUGGUGAGAGACAAGUCCAACAUCCUCCGCGGGUUCUUUAACGUGUGCCGACACCAUGCCGCCAUCCUGGCGGGGGAGGACGAGGGCACGGCCGACGCAUUCACCUGCUGCUACCACGGCUGGACCUACGGGCUGGACGGCAGACUCACCAAGGCCAUGCGACUACGCGGGAUCCAGAACUUCUCCGCCAGAAACUUUGGACUGAAGCCGAUGGCAGUGAAGGCGUGGGGCCCACUCGUCCUUGUGCGUCCGGACGGACAGGAAAAUGGGACUGACUUUGAGACCCAAGUGAUGUCCUUGAAAGCGCAGCUGGAUGAGCUCGGCUUCACCUCCGGGCUCCGGUUCGUGGAACGCCGCCGGUACCACGUCAACUGUAACUGGAAGGUGGUGCUGGACAACUACCUGGACGGAGGGUACCACGUGGAGUACCUGCACAGGAACCUGGCGUCCAACCUGAGCAUCGACACGUACCGCACGGAGGUGCAGGACCUGUUCUCUGUGCAGACGUGCUCCGGCAGCGGGGAGGACGACCAGUCCAUGACGAGACAGCGCAUCGGGAAGACGUCGAUCUACGGCUGUGUUUAUCCCAACCUGAUGAUCAACAGGUACGGGCCUUGGCUGGACACUAACAUCGCUCUGCCGCUGACUCACAACACAACAGAAGUCAUCUACGACUACUGGCUCGCCGAAGACUUCGCACAGACGAUGGGAGAGACGGAACUGCAGGAGUUUGUGCAGACGAGCUUGAGAGAGAGCGAUCAAGUCCAACAGGAGGACACCUUCAUCUGUGAGCGCGUUCAGAAAGGCCUCAAGUCGUCUGCUUAUGACGUCGGCAGGUAUGCGCCACGUGUGGAGAUGGCGGACCACGCCUUCCACCUGAAACUGGCGUCGGAUUUGAAACAAGGCGUUCGCACAAACGAACAGGCGAAUGGAAUUGCCGUACCCUGCAUGUUCUGAGAAGAUGUACUAGUAUGCUCAGGACUUCAAAUUGUAUCGUCCACCAAAGAUGGCCAGUUCAGGUUAUCAUGUACGCUACAGACAAAAGACAUCAUUUAAUGUGGUUCUGUCAGUUCUACAAAAGCACAAUGCAUACUAAUAAUCAGAAAAAUUCAGGAAAGAUUGUGCUGUACAUUUUUCAUAUAUACCAGCUUAUGAUGUAACUGUUACUGCCCCAAAUCUAUUGGAUAUUAGCAUGAAAAUUUACGUGAACUGCAGUUUACAAAGAGAUCACUAGAGGGCGCAAGUACUACACAGGACCCAUUAGAUUUCAUUGGGCAGACUGGGUCCUGGUAUGUACUACCAAGGUUAAAAAAGACUUGGUACUUCAUUUGUACAUACACUUCUUGCAUUUACUAAUUGUUUCAGUAAUAUGUAGAUGUGAAAUUUACAUUGUGAUAUCAAGGAAUUGAUAAAAACAAAGCUGAUUGUGAUUCACCAAAAAACUUGAUCUGCUAUAGUUCAUGUUGGCAGGGACUAACACGCAUGCUUAAUGCGAUGGACAUGAGAUUCACAAGACCAGAAGCACACAACCACUUACUGUAAAUGCAGAAACUUUUGCGGUAGUUUAAUAUUAGUUUGCGGUUUUCGCGGUGGCCAAUUCACAGCAAAUCUAAAACCACCUUGAACAUCUUUCCAGGCAGUAAGAGACUACAGUGCGUGGUGCUACCGCGAACUCAAAACCACCGUGAAAAGUCCUUUUUCCCAGUACCGCAAAAUUAAAUGCAUUUACAGUAAUUUAAUGGAUGACAUUGAUUGUUGCUUGUUCUAAACAAUGUGGCCACAUGUCACUCAAUAGCACCCCUGUCCAAUCAGAAUUCUCUACUUGCCCUCUGGGGUAAGGGGACACAUUUAGUGCAUGGUGCCACAGCGUCCUCAUUCCUCUCUUUUAAACAAUAAUCGCAAUAAAACAUGAUUGAAAUGGUCUCAUCAUUCAUGACUGUCUCUUACUGCCUUAUCAUAAGUUAACAUAAGACAAACCAAGCCUGCGAAAAAAUGGACUGGGUGUUAAGUCCUGUGAUUAAGCAGUAUUUUGUUAUAGCUAGAAUUUUUUUUCUUUUUUACCCUCAUGCAAUACUUUCGAGGUCUCCUGCGGAUGAGGUCAUCAAUAAAAUUAUGAUGGUAUGGCCUACCAUAAAUAACACACCACACUUUAUUACAUGUUGUACAAAUGGUUUAUUGGAACAGGUUGGACCUACAGACAUUAUAAUAUGGCUGAUCAGGUGCUGAUGGGGGAGUUACAGGUGUCUACCUACUGGACCCAAGUAGUCUCAAAUCAUCACUACGUGGGACAAAAACAUCCCAGCUACAACACAGUCUUCUUUGCAUUAGAAUACAGUAUAAACAGCUCCCCCUAUCAGAUUAACGUGCUACUACAUCACUUCAUACAGAUUGAUGUUCUAGUUUAAUCUUCAAUCUUACAAGUGGUUCUGUACGUGCACAAAUGUUAACCAGAAUAAAUUGCAGAAAAAGUACAGCAUGUCUCCCCUCACUGACUGGGCAACAGAGGGUCACCACUUCUUGUUAGUCAGUGAGGGAACACAGCAUAUCCUUGUACGAAAAUAUCAAGAAAAUCUAUAAUACUCAAAAUUUAUCUUCACUUGACACAGGAAGUUUUCUAACUCCACUGUGAUGGAUUAAUUGAAAAGUUUAUCAUAAGAGGUUAAAAAUAAUAACAAGAACUGAUUAACUAAACAAUACAAUAUAGAUUUUAGAAUAUAAUACAUUAUCAAAAAAUCUAAAAGGUAGUGAGAAGUAACAAGUGGCAACAUGCUCUUUAAAAUAUACGGUACCCUUCUUUGGUCAGAACAAAAUAUGCUAAAGGUGUAAUCAGUAUUUU
Messenger RNA from Branchiostoma floridae (Florida lancelet), 3368 nucleotides. RefSeq names its product choline monooxygenase, chloroplastic-like. Gene Ontology annotation, molecular function: 2 iron, 2 sulfur cluster binding; iron ion binding. Lineage: Eukaryota; Metazoa; Chordata; Leptocardii; Amphioxiformes; Branchiostomatidae. The transcript has 4 exons. The record is from RefSeq and is a predicted model, not a curated record. The coding region runs from base 236 to 1489 and encodes 417 amino acids.